GUUGAGAAUAGAAAAUUACAUUACAAAUGGCUUCCCUUUUCAACUUUUGGAUAUCAUAAUUUCGCUACUGGAAUGGUAUUUUAGACAAGGCCAUUAUUAGACGCGACGAACGUGUUCGAUCGAAUUAUUAUUUACUCUUGUAAACGUAACUUGUAAUCAUGGGCAUACAGGAUCUACAAACAUUUUUAGAAAACGAAGGAGUAGGUGUUGAUCUAUUCCGAAUUGCCAGAAAUCAGGCGGGUGGCUUUAGACUGGUGCUAGAUGCAGAGGGUUGCUUAGAUCGUCUCUAUGGAGGAUUUUUCUCAGAUUGGGCUUGUGGAGGUCAAUGGGCUCGUUGUGUCCAAUUUUUAACAACUUUGGCACAAGCUUUGGCUGAACAUCAAGUGGCUAUUUGCGUUUGCUUCAAUGGUGCACAUCCAACUCCACCAGCUACUCCACAGCACUGGAUUCAGACUCAAACUACAUACAGACAGAGGGUUAACUCGGUUCUAAGGCACAUUGUCACUAAAGGCACUCCUCCCCCAAAAGUAUGGUGGGUACCACCAACAGGUCUGCACUCCUGCUUAAGGACAGCUCUUCGAUAUCUUAAUAUUCCUGUUAUGGUAUCUUCUGAUGAUCACUGUCAAGAAGUGGUUGGUCUAUGCCGAGAGAAGAGUUAUUCAGGAUUAGUGGGCUGUUCUGGUGAAUAUUUGGUUUUUCAACCGCCUCGAUAUUUCAGCUCAUCGCAAUUGAAGCUUACUUAUAGGUCCUCCUUGGAAACAAAAGAGUACAUGGUGCAUGAAUUACCUCGAGUUUUGGAUGUUCCUCAAGAUCGUCUUUGCCUAAUGGCUGCAUUAUUGGGUGGCACGAUUCUUUCUGAACAGAGUCUAACUGAAUUUUAUAAACGUUUAGGAAUUACUCAGAAGAAGCAGGUACCUCCUGAAACUUUAGUUAAAAGUAUCUGUCAGUUUGUACGUGAUCUGCCAUCGUCAGAUGUUGAAGCAGCUUGCAUUGAAAUAUUUGGAGACCUUAAUGACUUGAGAGCUGCAAGACUUAAGCAAGCAGUGCAGUACUAUUUGAAUGGAACAAAAGACGGUUUCUUGAAAUAUAGGACUGCUUCAGGUCGUCGACCAAAGAAUAACAAGAAGGGCCAGAAAUCAGACCUCAGCCCACAGUCAACUGUCGUGGAUAUGGAUACAAGCAAGUUGGCUACAGAAACAUCCGAAAAUGAGCUAAAAGGCUUGGAAGAUUACAAAUUGGCUACAGCAAACGCGUCAAUGAACGCAGACUUUAGCAUGGAAGACCGGGCAACAGAAGUACAUCACGGCCUAGCCAACCUCUCGCUCGACGGUGGUGAUGCGGUUAACUUCAGCCAGCAACCAUCGAAACCUGUGGACAAGAACGACAAACCGCAAACGUCGACAAAAGAGGGUCGGCCAAUCAAUAAGCAAAUUCUGAACGACGACAAUUGCCCGGCCGCACCGGCUGAAGUGCUACGCACCUGCGCGGAACGUCAUGCGCGCGGCCUCAUGCACCCGCAGAUGCUGUCGAUCCUUACCCAUCGCCACGUCACUCUGCCAGUCCUCAUGGAAGAUGACCACCACCGCGAAAUACCUUCCAUCCAUCACUUCUACAGACCGAUCAGGCAGAACGUUUAUGCCAUCUUGUACAACAUGCACCAUCAUCGGUUCAUGGCGCAGAAAGCCAAAGAGGAAGGCCAAGCCACAACUUCUGCUAACAAUGAUCGCCCAUGUACAGUUCAAAUAUCAGAGUGGAUUUAUUCUCGCGUGAAUCCUGGCAAAAACGCCGAAGUUGUACCUGGAAUCGUACUUGACUGGCCAGUGCCUACUGUGCAGAGGCUUUGGUUCGGAACCGCCCAGGAUGACAAAUGCCGAAGAAUGAGAGCUUUUCUCUCUUGUAUGAGAUCUGAUACUCCACUAAUGCUGAACACUUCUUAUGUGCCUCAACAUCUCCUUAUACUAGCUACUGUGCUUAGAUUUAUUAUGACCUCACAAAUUCAAAUCCUGAGACGUCAAGAAUUAGAUGCUUUCUUGGCCACAGCAUUCUCAAGCGAUCUUAUGAAUGCUCUUCACCUGCAAGAAAUGACUGUCAACGGAAUUAGCUCGCGUGGAGUACAGCUUGGCGCCCUAGUGAUGGCCGGCGCGGAGGCGGCAUUACUCGCCAACGACGCUUGCGGCGCGCCCGUGCCGUGGCUGGUGGCCGCCCCGUGGCUAUACUUCGACGGCAAGCUGCUGCAGCGCAACCUGCACCGCGCCAACCAUUGCAAGCACCUCGCGCAGCUGUGUGACAACCACCUCGACACCGUCGUCAAGGUGGAACGUAUGCGCAAGGCUAUAUUAGAGGGGCUCGAGGUGGAGUUCGCUAUGCCGCCUCUGCCGCUAGUGGCGGGCGUAGUAGGCGGCGCUCUGGGCGGUUGGUCUCGCGGUCGCGGGCGCGGCGCUCGCCUUGAGAUCGCUGGCGUCGUGGUGGGGCAGUGGGGUGGCGGUAGCUACCCUGCACGUACGCAACGCUACCCACAGGUGAGCUACGUCGGGUACACGCCGCCGCCGCGCAACGCGUACGGCGGGCGCAGUUGGCGCGGCACUCGCGGCGGACGUGGGCGCGGUACUGGCCGCGGACGCGGCGCUGGCGCGCCCCGCGGGGGUCGCCGCCCACGCCGCGACCUCGACGAGCCCGCCAAGCCCGCCACGCUGAGCGUCAAUGGGAAAACGGUGAGGCCUGAGGACCUCGGAAUGCAAGCUGAAGAUGGUCUGCAAGAAGAUAACACUGCUCCUGAUAAUGAACUUGAAGGAACUCAGCCACAGAAGACUAAGACUGCUAAGAAUAUGAAAAAAAAUAUUGGGAAAGGGAAGAAAAAGAGUUCCAACCAGAAGACUGAAGUUGCCCAAACUCUGGAAGCUAAUGGGCCACAUGAUAAGAACAAGAUGAUGGACCAAGACUCCAAAUCAGAGGAGGAGCAUUUGGGUCAAGGUGAUGCGCCUGUUUCUAACUAAGUAUUGUUGUUAAAGGUAACAUUCCUUCUUUUAUGAUCCGAGUUUAUUUGUGUUUUCAGUAGUAAUGAAAUAUUUUCUUUCAUUAAAAUUUUUAGUUUUCCAUACUGUCAUCAUUUGUUUUAGGGGAAAGCUUUACAUCACAAUGCUAGAGACUUUCAG
This is a messenger RNA of Chilo suppressalis (striped riceborer), 3152 nucleotides long. Lineage: Eukaryota; Metazoa; Arthropoda; Insecta; Lepidoptera; Crambidae. The record is from the annotation of a GenBank genome assembly.